AUGCCGAUUGGGCUCUUCCAGAUGUAUCACAUCGCCGCAGCACCUGCUGCUUUAAUAUUCUUCCCUGGCGCACCUUUUGGGAAAAAGGGUGCCCUGGCACAAUUCCAUCUCCCGAAGUCCCAAGACUUCAACGGAGCGGGGGGACGGAAUGGCGACAGGAAAUGUAUGGCCCCUGUUGCUGCUGAGCCAACCACCGACCCCCAACCUGCAGAAGACGCUGCUCCUGCAUCCCCUCAAGCGCCCGCCGUCGAGGCUGUCAAAGCCUCACCGGCCAAGGCCGCUGCUGCUCCCGCGGAGACACCAGAGGAGGCAAAAGUUGAGAAGAAGGAAAAGUCCCCCAAAGACUUGGCCAAGCUGGCCCAACAGUUCAGCAGCCGCUUGUUUGGCGCUGUCGGCAAGAAAAAGAAAGAGCCCACAAAGAAGCCCGAGCCCACACAGGAAGAAGAGGCCGAAUCGGCAGCCCCCGCUGAGGUAAGCACACUAUCCCCCUCUGCCAGAGGCGCUGUUGCUGAGCAGCUUUCUUCCGCACCAUUGGCCCGCGCCCGUCUCCAACGCCGCCCCGCAGAUUCCUGCCAACACUACGCCCGAGGUCUCGCAGGCGGCCACCAAGCCCGCCCCUGUGAUCGCAGCCGCCGCAUGAUCCUUCCCUCUGCCUUCGAUGCCUCUCUCUUCCCUUCCUGCCCUGGUUUCCCGCUUUACUCAACUAGGUCUUCAUUGCGAUAG
Messenger RNA from Puccinia triticina, 723 nucleotides. RefSeq lists its product as uncharacterized. Lineage: Eukaryota; Fungi; Basidiomycota; Pucciniomycetes; Pucciniales; Pucciniaceae. The record is from RefSeq and is a predicted model, not a curated record. Bases 1 to 723 code for a protein of 240 amino acids. The transcript has 5 exons.